Molecule: messenger RNA, 504 nt
Organism: Cantharellus anzutake
Lineage: Eukaryota; Fungi; Basidiomycota; Agaricomycetes; Cantharellales; Hydnaceae
Exons: 2
Coding region: 1-504 (167 amino acids)
Source: RefSeq, a predicted model, not a curated record
AUGCGUUCGGCCGCAUAUGUCAGCCAGAUCGCGGAACUUUCUGGGAUUCACACGACCAAGAAGGAUAUGAAGAGCCCCGUCUCGAAGACCGCUGGGAAAACUGUCGUCCAGCUAGUAGGUCUGCCUCCCCAUGCCACUCCCGCAGACAUAAGACGUAUGGCAGCGAAGCAUCAAGUUGACGAAGGGUUCGAAGUUCGGAUGCGAUAUAAUCGUUAUCGGUUUGCUGAAAAGGCCAGCCUUCACUUCACACAUAAUUGGCUUGCUCGCGAAGCUGCCGAACGCUUAGACAACGCGGAGCUGGCGACCUAUCGCCUUCACGCUUAUUCACGAAUGCUCAACCAAGACGAUGAAGAUGCGCUUAAAUCGCUACAGAAUCGAGGGAGAACAGUCAUUCUAAAGGGGCUAAAGAAGGGACUUUCAAACGCGAGUCUGAAGGACGCGUUACUUUCCGAACAGUUCCAGUUGGUUUCCUCUGAUGGGUCAAUCAUAAGACUUCCUAUGUAG